Messenger RNA from Sciurus carolinensis (gray squirrel), 6865 nucleotides. It is a transcript of the gene Sh3rf3, whose product is annotated as SH3 domain containing ring finger 3. Gene Ontology annotation, molecular function: ubiquitin protein ligase activity; metal ion binding; protein binding. Gene Ontology annotation, biological process: protein ubiquitination; positive regulation of proteasomal ubiquitin-dependent protein catabolic process; positive regulation of JNK cascade. The transcript has 10 exons. The record is from RefSeq and is a predicted model, not a curated record. Bases 1272 to 3938 code for a protein of 888 amino acids. Lineage: Eukaryota; Metazoa; Chordata; Mammalia; Rodentia; Sciuridae.
UCCCAGAAGCUGGGGCGUCGGGAAGGAGAGCGCGAAUUCCCCCUCCUCUGCGCCUUGGGAGGAAAAAUUGGAGUGGGGUUCACCAGAUCGCGCCGCAGCGGGCGCUUGAGCCCCUCGAGCUGCGCCGCCGAGGCGCGGAGCCGGGCGCCCGGCAAGAGGGUGCUGGUGCGGGGGUCAGGGGCGUCAGCCUCUCCCUAGCAACCCGAAGAGGGCAAGCUGCUGCCGAGAGGAGUCGGCGCAGUCCCGGAGCGCUCCCGCCAACCCGAGCGCCUUCCCCUCCAGCCUCACGGGGCAUCCCCACACCCACACCCGCAGCUGUCACUUCUGUUUGCCGCCUGGAAAGGGAACAGGACCCGGAGCGCUCCCUGCAGUCGUCGGGGAGGAUGCCUGCCUGGGCGUGGGCUGUGUCCUCAAGCCGUUCGCCAGCGCUGGUGAAGAAAGCAGUCGGGAUAACGCCGCCCAAACUUUCCUUCGCCGCAGCGUUGGGAAGAAACGUCCCCUUCUGAGCCUUGCGGAGAACCCCAAGUCUACUAAGGCAUACAGAGGGGACAGGGCCGUGCCUGCUCAGGAGUUGUUCCUGGGAACCCCGGAGGUGCCCUCAGGGGCAGGGCCAGUCGCCGGGGUGCGUCUAGGCGAAGGGAAGUCCAGCGGGCGCAGCGCCCCGCAGUGACCGUGACCUCCGCGCGCCCCCCGCACACGUGCUCGCGGCCCAGGAAGAGGAACGCUCCAGCCGAACCCGCUAGAGGCAGCGACUCGCAAGCAGGCCAGGGGCGCAUGGAGGCGCCGCGGGGGCGGUGCGGCUCGCCAGCGGCGCGGGGGAGCGCGCACGCCGCGCCCCGGCCUCCCCGGGGACCCGGCCGGCCGCUCCCCGCACUUCCUGCCGCGGGGUUCUCGGCUUCAAGCAGCGGUUUGGAGCCCAGAGCUGGCUGAGCGUCGUGUCCGGCAGCAUCAGCCGCUCCCGGCGCUGGGCAGAGGUGUGGCGGGACAGGUGUAGCCGGCAGCGGCGGGCGCCGCGCUCAGGAGGACUGAGCGGACUCGGUUGGCUGGAGUUGGCUCGCUGCUCGCGGAACUCCGGUCCCCGCCACGCAGGCCGGUCGGCGCGCCACUUUGCAUCGAGGCGGCCAGAGCCUCAGGGGAAGGAAGUCGCGGCGAAGCCCGGCUCCCUGGCAGCGGCCGCCUGGGCGCGGUCCUGAUGCUCGCUGCCCGCGGCGGGCCCCACUCCGGCCCCCGGACUUAGGUAGCUGCGCGUGGCCGGCGCCGGCGCCUCCCCCAUGCUGCUCGGAGCGUCCUGGCUGUGCGCGUCCAAGGCGGCCGCCGCUGCUGCGCAAAGCGAGGGCGACGAGGACAGGCCCGGAGAGCGGCGGCGGCGGCGGGUGGGGGCCUCAGGGACUGUAGAGGACAUGGACGAGUCGUCGCUGCUGGACCUACUGGAGUGCUCCGUAUGCCUGGAGCGUCUAGACACCACGGCCAAGGUGCUGCCAUGCCAGCACACCUUUUGCCGCCGCUGCCUGGAGAGCAUCGUGUGCUCGCGCCACGAGCUUCGCUGCCCAGAGUGUCGCAUCCUGGUGGGUUGCGGCGUGGAUGAGCUACCUGCCAACAUCCUGCUGGUGCGCCUGCUGGACGGCAUCCGCCAGCGGCCCCGUGCGGGCGCUAGUCCUGGCGGGAGCCCGCCCGCGCGCCUCGGCCCGGGCGGCAGCCCGCCCGCGCUCCCGGGCCCCAGUGCGUCCCCCGCACUCGCUGGCGGCGGGGGCGGCGCGGUGGGCAGCGCCCCGGGCUCCCCGGUCUUCCUCUCGGCUGCUGCGGGCAGCGCCACCGCCAGUCUGUGCGACCUGGCGACUAAUAGGAGCGCUCCAGUGGCAAAGAACCUAACCCAGCUGCCCUAUGGCAAGGCCCUGUACAGCUACGAGGGGAAAGAACCUGGUGACCUCAAGUUCAACAAGGGGGACAUCAUCAUCCUGCGGCGCAAGGUGGAUGAGAACUGGUACCAUGGGGAGCUGCACGGCACACACGGCUUCCUCCCGGCCAGCUACGUCCAGUGUGUCCGGCCCUUGCCGCAGGCCCCACCCCAGGGCAAGGCACUUUAUGACUUUGAGAUGAAGGACAGAGACCAAGACAAGGACUGUCUGACCUUCACCAAGGAUGAAGUUUUGACCGUGAUCCGAAGAGUAGAUGAUAACUGGGCAGAAGGCAUGCUGGGAGACAAGAUCGGGAUCUUCCCCUUGCUGUACGUGGAGCUCAAUGAUUCGGCCAAGCAGCUCAUUGAGAUGGACAAGCCAUGCCCCACUGCUGCUGCCGCCACUGCGUCAGGCUGCGACGCUCCCUUGCUCUCUGAUCCUGGUGCAGGGGCCAGCAUGGCCCCCGGCCCCACUCUAAGCAGCUCAGGGGCGGUCAGUGCCUUUCAGCGGCGUGUGGACGGCAAGAAGAAUGCCAAGAAACGCCACUCCUUCACUGCACUCAGCGUGACGCACAAAUCCUCGCAGGCUGCUAGCCACAGGCAUUCCAUGGAAAUCAGCGCCCCCGUUCUGAUCAGCUCCAGCGACCCCCGCGCUGCAGCCAGGAUUGGGGAGCUGGCUCAUCUGUCCUGCACUGCACCCACCCAGGACUCUUCCUCAGCUGGACCCAUCCCAACGGCCAUCCCGCGAGCUGCUGCCGUGGCUGGAGAGCAGGGCACAUCUCCCAAAGUCCAACUGCCACUCAACGUGUACCUGGCGCUCUACGCCUACAAGCCCCAGAAGAGUGACGAGUUGGAGCUGCGCAAGGGGGAGAUGUACCGGGUGCUUGAGAAGUGCCAGGACGGCUGGUUCAAGGGGGCAUCGCUGAGGACCGGGGUCUCUGGAGUGUUCCCUGGGAACUACGUGACGCCAGUCUCCAGGGUUCCUGGAGGAGGGGCUGGACCACCUCGGAAUAAUGUGCUUGGAGGAUCUCCACUGGCCAAAGGGAUGACCACCACCAUGCAUCCUGGUGGUGGAAGUCUGAGCAGCCCGGCCACUGCCACCAGGCCAGCCGUGCCCCUCACCACGCCACAGCACCUGGCAGCUUCCCCACCAGCAGGCAGCUGUCUGCGGCAUGCAGCCCAGCCGGCAGCCAGCCAGGCCCGGGGCACCGUCCCAACAGCUGCCCACCCCUCCGCCCAGGCCCAGGACCGACCUACUGCCACCGUGUCACCCCUGCGCACUCAGAGCUCUCCAUCCCGCCUGCCCGCCACCAGCCUCAGGCCUCGCUCAGUGGUGUCCCCACAGCACAGCCAGCAGCCCCCGAUGCAGAUGUGCCCUCGGCCGGCCAUCCCCCUCACGUCUGCAGCGUCGGCCAUCACUCCUCCCAACGUGAGCGCCGCCAACCUCAACGGGGAGGCUGGAGGAGGGUCCCUGGGUGGCCUGUCCACAUCCAGCCCCACCAACACGGGAUGCAAACCAGACGACAAGAAAAAUGAAAAGAAAGAGAAGAAGAGUGGGCUGCUGAAACUUCUUGCUGGGGCAUCCACUAAGAAGAAGUCACGCUCCCCGCCAUCCAUCUCUCCAACCCAUGACUCUCAGGUGGCUGUGGACACCUCACUCCAGGGUGCCAUGGGCCCCGAAGUGUCUUCGCUGUCCAUCCAUGGCAGGGCAGGCUCCUGCCCCAUAGAGAGCGAGAUGCAGGGGGCCAUGGGGCUGGAGCCACUGCACAGGAAGGCGGGCUCCUUGGAUCUGAACUUCUCCUUGUCCCCUUCCCGGCAAGCAUCUCUUUCCAUGGCCGCCAUCCGUCCUGAGCCCAAGCCAUUGCCUAGAGAGAGGUACCGCGUGGUGGUCUCCUACCCACCCCAGAGCGAGGCGGAGAUAGAGUUGAAAGAAGGUGAUAUUGUCUUCGUGCACAAGAAGCGGGAGGACGGCUGGUACAAGGGGACCCUGCAGCGGAAUGGCCGCACAGGCCUCUUCCCGGGCAGCUUCGUGGAGAGCUUCUGAGGACCGCGGCUCCCGCGCCACUGACCAGGGGGUGGCGCCCCAGGAAGCUCCGCCCAGGAGCAGAGGGAGCCGCAGCAGCCCAGUGUCCCAGGUCCUCUCCCGGGCACCUGGCAGGGACACCUGGAUCAGGGUGGGGUCUGAAGGUGUGGAGGUCAUGCCUUCACCUGAAAGCCCAACUGAGAGCACACUCCAGGCUGUGGGAGGAAAUACCUGUGCCCUGUGAGUGGACUGUAAGAGAAGAUGCCCACGUGGGCACAUCCAGCCAGGCCCUCGGCUGGGCCACAGCGUUAUUCGCCACCUAUGCAAGUUUGGGAGCUGCAGGAGGCCACCGGGGCUGGGUAGGUGGGCUGGGGCCAAGAGCACUGGGAAAUGUCCUUCCUAGCUGUCCUGGGCGUCACCCCUCUCUAUACCUCAGUCACCUGCCACCUGACCCCUCAAGGGCAUUCAGGGCUCAGGGGGCCUCACCUGAGACUCUGAGAGUCCCUGAAGGCCCACGUGGCUCCCGCUGGGCACUGGAACGGAAUCCCUGUGGCUUUGUCUCCUGCCAGGAUCGCAAGCUACACCCUUUGUUUCACGCUGCUGUCCUCUGCGUUGCUUCUUUCCUACAUCUUUUUAACGUACAGCCGUUAGACUUUAUAUAUUUCUAAUAGGUCAGACAUUGCCUAUUUUUCAUACAUCUGGUGCUGCCUUUUUGUAAAACUAGUAAUGACUUGGGUGAGCUUGAAAGAAAAAAUGUCUGAGGCGACAUCAAAGGGCAGGGUUUUUAUAUUUACCAUAUGAAUUUUGGAGCACGCUGAGAAACCCCUGUCCUUAACAUCAGAGUGCUGGCCAGUGUGCCCUGGGAUGAGAGCGAGUCCACCGAGGUGGUUGAAGGCAGUGGGAAACAGCCAAUUUCUUUAAAUCCUUACCAAAACCCCAGGCUCUGUCUAGACAGGGAUGAUUAUUAUUCAAGGACUGGAAAUGUGUCGAGGAGGGCUACUCUAAUUGCCCUUUUGUGUGGCGGCGAAAGAACAUGCGGGUUGACCCCAGCCUAGGAAGGCAGAUGCUUUUUUUAAUUCCUUCUAAGAGAAUGACUGUAAUUAGCAUUCUCAAAACAUGAUUUUUUGUUAUCAAAUGUGCAGUUCAGAUCACCACCUUGCAAAUGCUUUUGUUUUUUCCUUCUCCUUUUUGAAAAAUAAAUAACUCUUCCCAUAUCAGGCCUUGCAAAGCUCAUCUGCUAGAGACCAGAGAUAAGUGAGAACAGGAGUGUGAUGCAGUGCUGUACACUGCAGGGACAGGAGUGCGAAGAGACUAGGAGGAGGAGUGGCUUUACCCUGGGACCUCCCCCUGGGUGGCCUCAACAGAUCCGUAUUCCCUAGUGAAACGGCUCCUUUCCAAGAAAAGUGACCUGAGGAAUCCUGUUGCAAGACAGUUGUGUCCUUGAGACUUUCCUCAGGAAUAUAUUUUUAUCAUCUCAAAGUUGCAAUGCAUAACCCUUCUCUCUACAAAAACCACUCAGCCUUACACAUUAGGCUGAAUAAUUAGCCUUAGUUAGUGAACUUUGUCACUGGUUUUCAGGGAUGGAGCACAUUCCAGAAAUGCAUUCUCUUGCUUGGCAUGAAGCCUUUGAAAUGGAGACCACUUAUUUUCAGAGUUCCUAUCUGGGGACAGGACUUGGUUAUGUGUAACUGCCAGGUGGCCGCCACACUAGAGGAAACCCAUUUAGAAAAUGGCUCUUUCCCUCCUUCCUGAUGAUAAUAGACUUAACGAACUCAAGAAAUUUGUUCUGAAGCAAAGAGAAAAUCUAGUUUAAAUGUAAGGAGGCCUUUGUGCCGGGUUCGUGACAACCAGAAAGGAUCUAGUCACCAUCAUUGCCAAAUUAGUUGCCCACCAUGCACAAAAAUUCCUGUGCGUGUUAAAUCCAUGCUGUCACCAAAGAGAUCAACACCCUAGGUGAGACACAUUCUCCAGUGGAACCAGAACUAGCUUGAAUCUCCAGGUAAUAAAAAGUCUUCUUUUUCUCUUGUUUUGUUAGAGGGCAGCUACCAAGCAACAAUAACUAACUCGGGCUCACUUUCCUCUCCGGCUCUGCCCACAUGGUGCUCAUAGUGGGAAUGUGCUCCACAAUUUAGUGAUGGUGAGUGGGAGUCAGCCCACCCAGCCGAGCACCCCCACCUCAUGAUAGAGACCUGGGGCCAGUGUCGAGGUGUCCUUGGAUGACAGUGGCUGGCCUCUUUCAUGGCAGAGUCAGGGGUGAGUAUUGGAACCACCUUGGGAAGGAGAAUGAUGCUACGGGCCCAGCCAGCUCCAGGUUUGCCCUCAGGUGUGGCUCCUGGAGUGGGCACUGGGCUGGCAGAGAGUGAGGGGAACACGCCACCAGCCCCCAUGUGUCGUCCGAGUGUCUUCCACAUCUCCAAGCCCUUCAGCUUCUUGACAAUGCAGGAGCAGAAGUAGCCAUCCCUUCAGGCCUUCUUGCCUCCCAGGACACACAUUUCCGCGACCAAGAUGAAACCAGCACCUUGUCCAGAACCCUCAUAUUCCAUCCUGGCCCACGAUGUCCACUUCUAGCUGUGCGGUGGCAUUUGGCAGCCAAGGUGAUUUUCUUUGAGGAGCACAUUAGGGUCCACAGCCUUGCCUGAGCGAGGUCAGCAGACACCUAGGAGAUAGGACAGCCUGGUCCCCAGACGGCCAAGCGGGUGAAGGAGGGAGACAGGAUGGUGGGCAGCAGUCCUAAAUGCCAGGUUGGACACCCUGAAACCAGCUCAGUCAACCAACUGGGACACCUUUUGUACUUUGCACAGUUCACACACACACAUGCACACACACACACACACACACACGCACACAUAGUGUUUCUGUUAUACACCAUGUCAGCGUGUGAUUUUGGGAGAAUUGACAGUAGUGACAAACUAUGAUGCCUGUGUUUCUGAGUCUUUAAAUAAAAAUGA